AGCGUUUGCAUAUUUCAUCUCAUAUGACUGACCGCAAUGAGUAUCUGAUGGAGCAAUGUCAGACUGCUAACUCAUUCCUGACACACGCCACAUUUACAUAACAGGAGGCAAGCGUGUGACCUGGAAUGGCGCAGAGAGAAAACAGCUCAUUCCAUCAUGAGAGGCCUCCAUCACCUGUGCCCACUUGUGUGUCCAUGAAGAGUGACCAGUCAGAGGAUCGCUUCAUAAACUUCAAAGAUGAUGUCACAGAUGGAACAAGGGGCCAAAAUGAAGGAAGCAACCCUGAUGCGGUCAGUGACCAGUUCACCCAGGAGGACCUCAAUCACAUAUUCCAGAUGCUUGAGAAGAAGAUCAUCACCUUUGUGAAGAAUGAGGUGAAGAGAUUCAAGAAUAUUGUAAGUCCAGAUUACCAAGAAAACUUUGAAGGUAAAGAGCAGGAUGAGAAUGAUGCCAGAGAAGGGGCUCUCAAGAUGGCACUGCACUUCCUGAGGAACAUGAAGCAGACAAAUAUCGCUGACAAACUGCAAGAAAAUAAACAGGAUGUAGUUUGUCAAACUGAGCUGAAGAGAAAUCUCAAGAACAAGUACCAGAGUGUGUUUGAAGGAAUACCCAAGCAAGGGAGCUCUGCUCUCCUAGAAAAGAUCUACACAGAGGUCUAUAUCACAGAGGGCGGUAGUGGAAAAGUCAUUGAGGAGCAUGAAGUCAGGCAGAUUGAAUCCAUAUCCAAGAGACCAGCUGGACAGGAGACAUCAAUCAAAUGUAGAGACAUCUUUAAGCCCUUACCUGGCCAAGACAAGCCAAUCCGAUGUGUCAUCACAAAGGGAGUAGCUGGCAUUGGCAAAACUGUCUCAGUUCAAAAGUACAUCCUGGACUGGACUGAGGGAAAAGAAAACCAAGAUGUCCACUUCAUUUUUCCGCUGCCUUUUCGGGAGCUCAACACCCUGAAAGAAAAACAUCUUUCAUUGAUGGAUCUUCUCCACCACUUUUUCUCAGAAAUAAAGCCGUUAACGUUUCCCAGCCAGGGAAAGUACAAAGUGUUGUUCAUCUUUGAUGGUCUAGAUGAAUGCCGACUCCGACUAGACUUCUGGAGAAAUGAGAUAUUGACUGAAGUGACACAGACCACGUCAUUGGAUGUUCUCCUGACAAAUCUCAUCAAGGGUAAUCUACUUCCCUCUGCUCUCCUUUGGAUCACUUCUCGACCAGCAGCAGCCAAUCAAAUUCCGCCUCAGAAUAUUGACCGAGUCACAGAAGUACAAGGGUUCAGCGACCCUCAGAAGGAGGAGUACUUCAGAAGGAGAAUAUGUGAUCAGAAACUUGCCAACAAAGUCAUUUCUCAUAUUAGAUCAUCAAGAAGUCUCCACAUUAUGUGCCACAUACCAGUGUUUUGCUGGAUUGCUGUUAAUGUUCUUGAGGUUCUUCUUGAGAUGCCUGAAGUUGAGCAAGUUCCAAAGACUCUGACGGAGAUGUACACAUAUUUCCUUGUAUUUCAAACCAAGCAGAGGAGUCUGAAGUUUGAAGGAGUUUAUGACACAGAUCCACAGUGGAACCGGGCUAGUCUGAUCGCUCUUGGAAAGUUGGCCUACGAACAGCUGGAGAAGGGCAACCUGAUCUUUUAUGAAGAUGACCUGAGUGACAGUGGUAUUGAUGUCAGAGAAGCAGCAGUACACUGUGGAAUUUGCACCCAGAUCUUUCAUGAAGAGUCAGGCCUUCAUCAGGAAAAGUUGUACUGUUUUGUGCACCUGAGCAUCCAGGAAUAUCUUGCAGCUUUGUAUGUGAUCCUGAUGUUUAUAACGGAAGGGAAAGAUAUCAUGUCCCCACAGCAGGCCCCCAGAGCUGUUGAAAGCAGUCCAGUGCAUAACUCCAUGACGACUUUGCAGAAGAGUGCUGUGGACAAAGCCUUGGAACAUGAAGAUGGGCACUUUGAUCUUUUCCUCCGUUUCCUUCUUGGCCUCUCUCUGGAAUCCAACCAGAAGCUCCUACGUGGCCUACUACAGAGAGUACACAAUGAAGGCAAAGAGGAAAUAACCAGUUACAUUAAGACAAAGAUCAGGGAGAUUCCAUCAUCAGAAAAAGUUGUCAACCUGUUCCACUGUCUGAAUGAAGUCAAUGAUCACUCCUUAGUGACGGAGGUCCAGAGCUUCCUGAGUGCAGGGACACUUUCAGCAGCCAAACUCUCAUCCACACAGUGGUCAGCUCUCGUGUUUGUGCUUCUGACAUCAGAAGAAAAGCUGGAUGUAUUUGACUUGAAGAAGUACAGCAGAUGUGAUGAAUGUCUCCUAAGGCUGCAACCAGUGAUAGGGGAAUCCCAAAAGGCUCUGCUGAACAGUUGUGGGCUCACUGAGAGGAGCUGUGCAGGUCUGGCAUCUGUCCUCACCAAAGCAUCUUCAAGGCUGAAAGAUCUGGACCUCAGUGACAACAAUAUGGGAGACAGUGGGGUCCAAAAAUUAUGUUGUGGACUGGGUAACCCAAACUGUGCACUGGAGACACUCAGGCUGUCUGACUGCAGUAUCACAGAGAAGGGCUAUUCUGGUCUGGCUUCAGCCCUGAGGGUAAAUCCCAAAUACCUCAGAGAUCUUGAUCUCAGAGGAAAUGAUCCAGGGAAAUCUGGAGUCAAACUGCUUUUAGACCUAAAGGAGGAUCCACAAUAUACACUGAGAAAUGUCCAGUUCCUGAAAAGUAGUGCUGCUGAGGAAGCCUGUGCUGCUGUGGCUUCAGCUGUGGGUUCAAACCCCUUACUCAUGACUACCCUGAAUCUGAGUAAUCACAUACCAGGAGACUUGGGAGUGACUCAGCUGUGUGCUUUACUGCAGGAUCCCCACUGCACACUGCAGACAUUACGUCUGUCAUACUGCAGUAUUGGAGAGGAAGGCUUCAGAGCUCUUGCAUCAGCACUGAGAUCAAACCCCUCACACAUGAGAGAGCUGCAGCUGAGUGGGAAUAAAGCAGGAGACUCAGGAGUGAAGCAUCUUUCUUCUCUUCUGGAGGAUCCCAACUGUAAACUGGAGACACUACACCUGCAGAACUGCAGUAUUGGAGAUGAAGGCUUCAGAGCUCUUGCAUCAGCACUGAGAUCAAACCCCUCACACAUGAGAGAGCUGCAGCUGAGUGGGAAUAAAGCAGGAGACUCAGGAGUGAAGCAUCUUUCUUCUCUUCUGGAGGAUCCCAACUGUAAACUGGAGACACUACACCUGAAUAACUGCAGUAUUGGAGAUGAAGGCUUCAGAGCUCUUGCAUCAGCACUGAGAUCAAACCCCUCACACAUGAGAGAGCUGUGGCUGAGUGGGAAUAAAGCAGGAGACUCAGGAGUGAAGCAUCUUUCUUCUCUUCUGGAGGAUCCCAACUGUAAACUGGAGACACUAGAUCUGUCAUACUGCAGUAUUGGAGAGGAAGGCUUCAGAGCUCUUGCAUCAGCACUGAGAUCAAACCCCUCACACAUGAGAGAGCUGCAGCUGAGUUUUAAUAAAGCAGGAGACUCAGGAGUGAAGCAUCUUUCUUCUCUUCUGGAGGAUCCCAACUGUAAACUGGAGACACUACACCUGCAGAACUGCAGUAUUGGAGAUGAAGGCUUCAGAGCUCUUGCAUCAGCACUGAGAUCAAACCCCUCACACAUGAGAGAGCUGUGGCUGAGUGUGAAUAAAGCAGGAGACUCAGGAGUGAAGCAUCUUUCUUCUCUUCUGGAGGAUCCCCACUGUAAACUGGAGAAACUAUACCUGUGGGACUGCAGUAUUGGAGAGGAAGGCUUCAGAGCUCUUGCAUCAGCACUGAGAUCAAACCCCUCACACAUGAGAGAGCUGCAGCUGAGUGGGAAUAAAGCAGGAGACUCAGGAGUGAAGCAUCUUUCUUCUCUUCUGGAGGAUCCCCACUGUAAACUGGAGACACUACACCUGACAGACUGCAGUAUUGGAGAUGAAGGCUUCAGAGCUCUUGCAUCAGCACUGAGAUCAAACCCCUCACACAUGAGAGAGCUGUGGCUGAGUUUUAAUAAAGCAGGAGACUCAGGAGUGAAGCAUCUUUCUUCUCUUCUGGAGGAUCCCAACUGUAAACUGGAGACACUAGAUCUGUCAUACUGCAGUAUUGGAGAUGAAGGCUUCAGAGCUCUCUCAUCAGCACUGAGAUCAAACCCCUCACACAUGAGAGAGCUGUGGCUGAGUGGGAAUAAAGCAGGAGACUCAGGAGUGAAGCAUCUUUCUUCUCUUCUGGAGGAUCCCAACUGUAAACUGGAGACACUAGAGCUGUCUGACUGCAGUAUCACAGAGAAGGGCUAUUCUGGUCUGGCUUCAGCCCUGAGGGUAAAUCCCAAAUACCUCAGAGAUCUUGAUCUCAGAGGAAAUGAUCCAGGGAAAUCUGGAGUCAAACUGCUUUUAGACCUAAAGGAGGAUCCACAAUAUACACUGAGAAAUGUCCAGUUCCUGAAAAGUAGUGCUGCUGAGGAAGCCUGUGCUGCUGUGGCUUCAGCUGUGGGUUCAAACCCCUUACUCAUGACUACCCUGAAUCUGAGUAAUCACAUACCAGGAGACUUGGCAGUGACUCAGCUGUGUGCUUUACUGCAGGAUCCCCACUGCACACUGCAGACAUUACGUCUGUCACACUGCAGUAUUGGAGAUGAAGGCUUCAGAGCUCUUGCAUCAGCACUGAGAUCAAACCCCUCACACAUGAGAGAGCUGCAGCUGAGUUAUAAUAAAGCAGGAGACUCAGGAGUGAAGCAUCUUUCUUCUCUUCUGGAGGAUCCCCACUGUAAACUGGAGACACUACACCUGUACAACUGCAGUAUUGGAGAUGAAGGCUUCAGAGCUCUUGCAUCAGCACUGAGAUCAAACCCCUCACACAUGAGAGAGCUGCAGCUGAGUGGGAAUAAAGCAGGAGACUCAGGAGUGAAGCAUCUUUCUUCUCUUCUGGAGGAUCCCCACUGUAAACUGGAGACACUACACCUGUCACACUGCAGUAUUGGAGAGGAAGGCUUCAGAGCUCUUGCAUCAGCACUGAGAUCAAACCCCUCACACAUGAGAGAGCUGCAGCUGAGUGGGAAUAAAGCAGGAGACUCAGGAGUGAAGCAUCUUUCUUCUCUUCUGGAGGAUCCCCACUGUAAACUGGAGACACUACAUCUGUCACACUGCAGUAUUGGAGAUGAAGGCUUCAGAGCUCUUGCAUCAGCACUGAGAUCAAACCCCUCACACAUGAGAGUGCUGCAGCUGAGUUAUAAUAAAGCAGGAGACUCAGGAGUGAAGCAUCUUUCUUCUCUUCUGGAGGAUCCCCACUGUAAACUGGAGACACUACACCUGUGGGACUGCAGUAUUGGAGAUGAAGGCUUCAGAGCUCUUGCAUCAGCACUGAGAUCAAACCCCUCACACAUGAGAGUGCUGUGGCUGAGUGAGAAUAAAGCAGGAGACUCAGGAGUGAAGCAUCUUUCUUCUCUUCUGGAGGAUCCCAACUGUAAACUGGAGAAACUAGACCUGACAGGCUGCAGUAUUGGAGAUGAAGGCUUCAGAGCUCUUGCAUCAGCACUGAGAUCAAACCCCUCACACAUGAGAGUGCUGCAGCUGAGUUUUAAUAAAGCAGGAGACUCAGGAGUGAAGCAUCUUUCUUCUCUUCUGGAGGAUCCCAACUGUAAACUGGAGACACUAGAUCUGUCAGACUGCAGUAUUGGAGAUGAAGGCUUCAGAGCUCUUGCAUCAGCACUGAGAUCAAACCCCUCACACAUGAGAGAGCUGCAGCUGAGUUAUAAUAAAGCAGGAGACUCAGGAGUGAAGCAUCUUUCUUCUCUUCUGGAGGAUCCCAACUGUAAACUGGAGACACUAGAGCUGUCUGACUGCAGUAUCACAGAGAAGGGCUAUUCUGGUCUGGCUUCAGCCCUGAGGGUAAAUCCCAAAUACCUCAGAGAUCUUGAUCUCAGAGGAAAUGAUCCAGGGAAAUCUGGAGUCAAACUGCUUUUAGACCUAAAGGAGGAUCCACAAUAUACACUGAGAAAUGUCCAGUUCCUGAAAAGUAGUGCUGCUGAGGAAGCCUGUGCUGCUGUGGCUUCAGCUGUGGGUUCAAACCCCUUACUCAUGACUACCCUGAAUCUGAGUAAUCACAUACCAGGAGACUUGGCAGUGACUCAGCUGUGUGCUUUACUGCAGGAUCCCCACUGCACACUGCAGACAUUACGCCUGAAUAACUGCAGUAUUGGAGAUGAAGGCUUCAGAGCUCUUGCAUCAGCACUGAGAUCAAACCCCUCACACAUGAGAGAGCUGCAGCUGAGUGGGAAUAAAGCAAGAGACUCAGGAGUGAAGCAUCUUUCUUCUCUUCUGGAGGAUCCCAACUGUAAACUGGAGACACUACAUCUGUCACACUGCAGUAUUGGAGAUGAAGGCUUCAGAGCUCUUGCAUCAGCACUGAGAUCAAACCCCUCACACAUGAGAGAGCUGCAGCUGAGUGGGAAUAAAGCAGGAGACUCAGGAGUGAAGCAUCUUUCUUCUCUUCUGGAGGAUCCCAACUGUAAACUGGAGACACUAGAUCUGUCACACUGCAGUAUUGGAGAUGAAGGCUUCAGAGCUCUUGCAUCAGCACUGAGAUCAAACCCCUCACACAUGAGAGUGCUGUGGCUGAGAGGGAAUAAAGCAGGAGACUCAGGAGUGAAGCAUCUUUCUUCUCUUCUGGAGGAUCCCAACUGUAAACUGGAGAAACUAGACCUGCAGAACUGCAGUAUUGGAGAUGAAGGCUUCAGAGCUCUUGCAUCAGCACUGAGAUCAAACCCCUCACACAUGAGAGAGCUGCAGCUGAGAGGGAAUAAAGCAGGAGACUCAGGAGUGAAGCAUCUUUCUUCUCUUCUGGAGGAUCCCCACUGUAAACUGGAGACACUACACCUGCAGAACUGCAGUAUUGGAGAUGAAGGCUUCAGAGCUCUUGCAUCAGCACUGAGAUCAAACCCCUCACACAUGAGAGAGCUGUGGCUGAGUGGGAAUAAAGCAGGAGACUCAGGAGUGAAGCAUCUUUCUUCUCUUCUGGAGGAUCCCAACUGUAAACUGGAGACACUAUACCUGUGGGACUGCAGUAUUGGAGAUGAAGGCUUCAGAGCUCUUGCAUCAGCACUGAGAUCAAACCCCUCACACAUGAGAGAGCUGUGGCUGAGUGGGAAUAAAGCAGGAGACUCAGGAGUGAAGCAUCUUUCUUCUCUUCUGGAGGAUCCCAACUGUAAACUGGAGAAACUAUACCUGUGGGACUGCAGUAUUGGAGAUGAAGGCUUCAGAGCUCUUGCAUCAGCACUGAGAUCAAACCCCUCACACAUGAGAGAGCUGUGGCUGAGUGGGAAUAAAGCAGGAGACUCAGGAGUGAAGCAUCUUUCUUCUCUUCUGGAGGAUCCCAACUGUAAACUGGAGAAACUAUAUCUGUCACACUGCAGUAUUGGAGAUGAAGGCUUCAGAGCUCUUGCAUCAGCACUGAGAUCAAACCCCUCACACAUGAGAGUGCUGUGGCUGAGAGGGAAUAAAGCAGGAGACUCAGGAGUGAAGCAUCUUUCUUCUCUUCUGGAGGAUCCCAACUGUAAACUGGAGACACUACACCUGGAGCAUCAGUUCCCCUGACCUCUGUUCAGUGAGCUGAGGAACAGUCCAAACUGUAAACAUCUACAAAUACACAGACUCUAAUGAAUCCAUCCCAUUGUAUUUGUGAAAAGUGAAGGUCUUGCUUUCACCAAACUCACUGUUCGUGAGCACUGAUUCACUACACAUAACUCCACAUAGCAUUUACACUGAUAACCUACAGUUCCCAACAUGCAUCACAUUCUCCAACUGGUGUCGUCUCAAAGCCUGUAGCUGUAGCGACCGCUAAGGUUCAUACAAUUACCGUUUAAAACAGCCACAUGUCAGUAAACUUCAUAUGUUCACCAUCUUACAUAGAAAGUGUGUGUAUGAAGAGUGUGUACGGAUGAAGUGUGUGUAUGAAUGAAGUGUGUAUGAAUGAAGUGUGUGUAUGGAUGAAGUGUGUGUGGAUGAAGUGUGUGUAUUGAUGAAGUGUGUGUGUGUGUAUGGAUGAAGUGUGUGUAUGAAUUGUUUUUGUGUUGUUUGUUAUAUUAUUAGUGAUGAUUGGGCAACAUCAUCAUAUGUGUUUAAUCAUCUUUAUGUGUAAAUCAGGGCUGUCAAACAUCUCAUUUGUCUCUCCCUCUCAUUUGUGUGCAGAUUUCAUCACAUUCAUAUUUGAAGUAAUACAUUUUACAAAUUCACUUCUCUAAAUACAAAAAAUGUAACUGGUGUUGUAUAAUAAAUGUUUUCAAUG
Molecule: messenger RNA, 8250 nt
Organism: Alosa sapidissima (American shad)
Lineage: Eukaryota; Metazoa; Chordata; Actinopteri; Clupeiformes; Clupeidae
Exons: 36
Coding region: 126-7559 (2477 amino acids)
Molecular function (GO): protein binding
Source: RefSeq, a predicted model, not a curated record